Messenger RNA from Lynx canadensis (Canada lynx), 1406 nucleotides. It is a transcript of the gene LIPI, whose product is annotated as lipase I. Gene Ontology annotation, biological process: lipid metabolic process. The transcript is spliced from 9 exons. NCBI's taxonomy places the organism in Eukaryota, Metazoa, Chordata, Mammalia, Carnivora, Felidae. The record is from RefSeq and is a predicted model, not a curated record. Gene Ontology annotation, molecular function: lipase activity; carboxylic ester hydrolase activity. The coding region runs from base 75 to 1340 and encodes 421 amino acids.
AGAAUAAAAGACCAUGCCUUGAAUUCUCUCAGCUAAACAUAUUGCAUUCCAUCAAAGAUUUGUUUUCUCCCCAAAUGGACAUUGUUUUGAUGAUGUAUACAAGAAACAAUCCUUCCUGUGCUGAGCCACUGUUUGAGCAGAAUAACUCACUUAAUGUUAAUUUCAAUACAAGCAAGAAAACAGUCUGGAUUAUUCAUGGAUACAGACCAAUGGGCUCCACUCCUAAAUGGCUUCAGAACUUUCUAAAGGUUCUGUUGAAUCACGAGGAUCUGAAUGUAAUUGUAGUAGACUGGAACCGGGGUGCUACAACUUUUAUUUACAACAGAGCAGUUAAAAACAUCAGAAAAGUUGCUGCUACUUUGGGUACAUACAUUCAGAUUCUUUUGAACCAUGGAGCGACUCUUGAUAAUUUUCAUUUCAUAGGUAUGAGCUUAGGGGCUCAUGUUAGUGGAUUUGUUGGAAAGAUAUUUCAAGGUCAACUUGGAAGAAUUACAGGUCUUGACCCAGCUGGGCCAAAGUUCUCUGGACAGCCAUGUGAUCUCAGAUUAGAUUACACUGAUGCAAAGUUUGUGGAUGUCAUCCAUUCUGAUAUCAAUGGUUUAGGCAUUAAUGAACCUUUGGGACAUAUAGAUUUUUAUGCAAAUGGAGGAAAAAAGCAACCUGGCUGUCCCAAAUCCAUUUUUUCAGGCGUUGCAUUUAUUAAAUGCAGUCACCAGAGAGCCGUUUACUUGUUCAUGGCAUCUUUGGAAACAACCUGCAAUUUUAUUUCAUUUCCUUGUCCUUCAUACAAAGAUUUCCAUGCUGGUUCAUGUGUGGACUGUGACGACUUCAAGGAAAAAUCAUGUCCUAGGCUAGGUUAUCAAGCUGAGCUAUGGAAAGAUGUUUUAAAAGAAAGAAAAGAAAAAAGAUUUCUCAGGACCGCUGUGUUUUUGGAUACUACUGGCACAAAACCAUUCUGCAGCUAUUAUUUUGUUCUCGGUAUAACUGUUCUGGAUAACAAUAUGAAAAAUGGCUGUAUUACAUUUAAAUUAUUAAACCAGCUUGGAAUGGUUGAAGAGUCAAGGGUCUAUGAGAAGAACAGAUCAUUUUAUCAACUUCAAGAAGUCAAGAUUCUUGCUCAGUUUUCAAAUGAUGUUGUAAAUAUUUCAGGCAUUGGUUUGGGAUAUUUUCAGAGCUCAAAUUGGCAAUGUUUCCAAUGUAAUUACAACAUCCACCGUGUCAUGGUACAAUCACUUACCUAUCCAGAAAGACCACCACUUUGCAUAUAUAAUUUUGUUCUUAAAGGAAAUGAGGAAUUAUUUCUCAAUCCAAGCACAUGCACAUCAGGAUUUGGUUUGUGAUUAAAGAACUUGUAAAUGGGGACAAUGUAAUCAGCAUUUCUUUAUGAAGGCAUUGUUCAAUCUGGG